Molecule: messenger RNA, 864 nt
Organism: Peronospora farinosa
Lineage: Eukaryota; Oomycota; Peronosporomycetes; Peronosporales; Peronosporaceae
Source: the annotation of a GenBank genome assembly
AUGGCGGAGAAGUACUCAGUGCUAAUAGACUUGACAGCCGGUACUGUAGGUGGGAUUGCUGGUGUCGUUGUUGGACAGCCGUUUGAUACGAUUAAAGUACGGCUACAGAUAUACAACAAGUAUUAUAAUGGAGCCUUUGAUUGUGCUCGUGAAACACUUAAGCAUGAAGGAGUGUCGGGGUUUUUCAAGGGCAUGACGUCACCGGUUGUUGGUAGUGCAGCAACAAAUGCCAUCAUGUUUGCAGUUUACGAGCGAACACUGAAGAUGAUCGAUGAUAAUGUGCAGACCCCGACGCUCAAGUCUGUUUUCUAUGCUGGAGCAGUUGGUGGCUUUUGGCAGACCGUUCCAUUGGCCCCUGCAGAGCUCAUCAAGUGCAGACUUCAGGUGCAAGAUGGACGUCGAAGUAGUCAAUACCAAGGACCGAUGGAUUGUAUUCGGCAUAUUAUUAAAGCCAGAGGCACACCUGGACUUUUCCUUGGCUUUACGUGUACACUGUGGCGGGAGGUUCCGUCUUUUGCUGUCUACUUUUGGCUAUAUGAAUACACCAAGCGCAUGAUGAUGGAGAAUGGUAUCAACUCGACAACUUCCAUGCUGACGGCUGGAGGAGCUGCUGGUGUUGCGUCGUGGGUUGUUUCGUAUCCUUUUGACGUCAUCAAAUCUGCUAUUCAGACGCUUCCAGUGAAUCACAAGCCGGGUGAACACAAGAUUGCGUACCAGGCGCGGCAACUCUAUCGACUCGGUGGCUGGCGCAUCUUUUGUAGCGGUCUAGGUACUGCUUGUGUGCGAGCAUUUCCCUGCAACGCUGUCACAUUUUACGGCUAUGAAAAGUCCUCGGAACUGCUCAAGAACGUGAUACAAGACUAG